Molecule: messenger RNA, 1476 nt
Organism: Stomoxys calcitrans (stable fly)
Lineage: Eukaryota; Metazoa; Arthropoda; Insecta; Diptera; Muscidae
Gene: Cpr47Ea
Product: endocuticle structural glycoprotein SgAbd-2
Exons: 4
Coding region: 168-551 (127 amino acids)
Cellular component (GO): chitin-based extracellular matrix
Molecular function (GO): structural constituent of chitin-based larval cuticle
Source: RefSeq, a predicted model, not a curated record
AUUUGACAACAAAACACAUUUGUCGAGUCUUCAGACGUGGUCGUGUGAUUUCAAGCGCGUGUGUUCUUAAGAAACGGAUAUACAAGCCAAAUACAAAAACACACAUCCUUUCGAAGGACACUUUAGUAGAGUUGUGACGUGCUUAAGAAAUUAAAAGAAAAGAAAUCAUGAAUAGCAUUGCCUUUAUUGCUCUCUGCUGUUUUGCCGUAGUCUCGGCGCAACGAGGUCUGGUACCACGUCCCACAACCUUUGAAGGAAAUGCUGUGAUCCUUAAGCAAGAUUUCAAUUUAAAUCCCGAUGGCUCUUAUAACUACAACUAUGAAACAAGCAAUGGAAUACGUGCUGAUGAGGCUGGUUAUCUUAAAAAUGCCGGCAAUCCCCAACUGGAAGCUCAGGUGAUGCAAGGUUCAUACUCCUACACUGGUCCCGAUGGUGUGGUCUACACCAUCAACUAUAUUGCCGAUGAGAAUGGUUAUCGUGCUGAAGGUGCCCAUAUUCCCACACCACCACCGGUGCCCGCUGUUGGAGGUCCACGGGGUAGAUUCUUCUAAGUUAAUUUCCCACCUAAGCAAAUUUCUGCAGAAGAAUUAUGUUAACUGUACCCCAAACGGAAUAUAAAGAGAGAUAACUUUAGAAAUACUCAAACAACAACCACAACAACAACAACGAAAUAAAAAUCAAAUACAUGUUCUCAAGCAAAUAGUUGGCAAACGUUGCAAGUUUCCCCACAAGAGCGAAACACAAAUGCAAAGUGGCAACACUUGAAAGUAAAGCAAACAAAACACACAUACUUACCGCUAGACAACACCUAUCUACUAACCUAAACAAAUCUAACAGCCUAAAACAAAAUCAACAAAUGAACACACACACAAACAAACACAUGCACAGACAUACAUACAUCUAUGAUGAAAGAAAAGAACAAAAAAAAAAAACACUGAGACUCCUUCAAACUGGCUUGCAUCUAAUUUCCCUAACUGUAUGAAAAGUGGCAACGUGGCUUUUGUUGACUAUCUUCAUCUUCACCAUUUACAACACUUACUCAAGCACUUGUCUCCAAUCUUCUUGAUUCUGUACUUAAUUUUCUGGCUUUUUUUCUUCUACUUGUAUCUGUAAUGCCCUUCAAUAUCUUCUAACCAUUAUUGUGAUUUAAUUACUGGAAUUUAUCGAUUUUCAUAUAUAUUUUCUAUCGAUUUGUAUAUGUUUUAUUUAACAUUUAUCAAUUUGUUUAUGUUUCCCAAUUUAUUGUAUAUUUUUUGCCUUUUGUCUUUCUGUUAGUUAAUAAAACACAUUUCUUUUUGUAUUGUAAAUGAAAAUUGUUUUGUUUAUAGAAGUGAUUAAGAAAAAAAAAAAAAAGAAUGUGAGAAAAAAAAUUGUUUAAAUUAUUAUUUUUGUAUAAAUUUGUAAUAAGUUUGUUCAUUAUUCCAUUAAGUAUGGCAACUACGCAAUAAAAUAAACUUGCGUUAAGAAAACUUAAAA